Molecule: messenger RNA, 306 nt
Organism: Cooperia oncophora
Lineage: Eukaryota; Metazoa; Nematoda; Chromadorea; Rhabditida; Trichostrongylidae
Source: the annotation of a GenBank genome assembly
AUGGCUAUGUGUGAACUCCAGGUCAAUUUUGUAAAACCAGGCUGCUUUCAUAAGAAGCGUUACAAAAUUCAUUGUGGUAAAAACAAAACUUGUGGCCAGAUCGUCAUGAUGGAGUGUAACGUGAUCUCAUUUCCAGGUGAAGGCAAAAAGAAAGUAUAUAUCAAGCAAUGCUCGGUCAGAAUCCCAAACGCUCGAGGAAAGGGUAAGUCGAUCGAAAUGACGUCUCUGUUUGCUGUAGCCAUUGUAGCUAAGAACGGAUAUUUGUUUCCGUUCUGCAUAAUCCCUUUUGACAAGAAUAUGCUGUAA